Molecule: messenger RNA, 609 nt
Organism: Pieris macdunnoughi
Lineage: Eukaryota; Metazoa; Arthropoda; Insecta; Lepidoptera; Pieridae
Source: the annotation of a GenBank genome assembly
AUGGGAGAUAAUAACUCGGUGAAAACCCGACUCCAACUGAAACGACUCUUUAGUCUUCGUGCCUUCCAAGAUUUUGUGAAUGUUGAACCACACAAAAUUCUUAAACCAUCGCAAACCAGAUGGCUGUCGUUAUCAGCAGUUGUGUCUAGAAUACUGGAACAGUGGGACGCUUUGCGUUUGUUUUUCAUUGAUUUCACAACAAAGGCGAACAGAGAGAAAACUGAUGUAAUAAAUCGAGCAGUAUCGAUUCUAGAAAAACUAUGUGAUCCGUUUUAUCGCAUGUACUUCUAUUUUCUGGAUUGGGCGCUUGUGCUAUUUACAAGAUUCAAUUUAGAAUUUCAAAGAGAAAACGUAGUGGUGACCAAGCUUCACGACAAGAUAUGCGAACUUUAUAAAGAAAUUCUGCUACGGUAUCUUAGCUACGGGUACGUUAUGGGAAGAGAGCUUAUUCAAGUCAACCCAGAAAAUGAUCAGUUCCAAUUGACGGACGACCAAAUGUACCUUGGAGUUAAAGUAUACGAGAUGUUGAACAAACCGGAAAUAAUAGCAAAACCCGUGCAAAUAGCGUCAUUUAAGUCAAACUGCAGAUCAUUUCUAAAGGUAACGUAA